AACAGAAAGGUGAUUUCUUUUUUUGUUUUUAAGUUCUUUUUCAACUUGCUUUUUGAAUUUAUGUAGUAAUAUAAAGUUCAAAGUAUGCUUCAUUUUUUGUAUUUUUUGGAAAUGAAGUAGAUGAUUGAAAAUAUUAUUUUGUGAUAGUCUUGUUUCAGUAUUAUCUAUUAGUCUAUGGGAAAUAACUUUUCUACCUUAUGGUUAUGGAUUGUGUGGACCCUAUUUUAUGAGAAUACGGGGUAUGUUGUUGUUGUAUUUGUGUUGGUGUUUAUUUUUCUUGAAAUAUAAUGUUUAUAGUUUCAUAGAGCUUAAAGUUUGCUUCUUUUUUGUUUUCUUGGAAAUGGGGUGUUUAAAGUUUGCAUCUUUGUUGAAUUCUUGGAAAUGGGGUGUUUAAAGUUUGAAUCUUUUUUGAAUUCUUGGAAAUGGGGUGUUUAAAGUUUUUCAUUUUUUUCUUUGUUGUUGUUGGAAAUGAUUUUUUUAUUUUGUUCAACUAUUUAUGUUGGUGUUUGUGGUGAAAAGUUGAAGUCAAACAUAUUGUUGUUUGGUGGAGAAGAUAAGAAAAAUGGGUUCAAUCAAUAAACCUUAGAAGGAAAUAUCUGCAAAAUUUGGUUCCUAAUAGAGACAAAAAAACACUAGUUGAUUCUUAUCUUUUUUGCGUUGGUGGAUAGAGUUACUUGGUACCUGGUGCUGGUGGGAGGUGUCUCUAGUGGGACGUGGCAGGUCAAAACGAGGAAUUUUUUUUAAAACCGGAUGUGUGCUUUAGCUUGUCUGAAAUUCUUGGUCCCUUCCUAUCCAGUAUAAACUUGAAACUUUUUGAUUAUGCAUGUCUGGUCUUGGGGUCAUUGCUGACACUGUUGAAAGAACGAUUACUUUAUCGGAUAGGACAAAGUCACUUGAUUCAUCGUUAAUUCAUGACAAUGAUAUUACCAAAUUGAUAAAUGGCGAAGUUUGUCUUACUUCUGAAACCACCAACUUUAGAGUUGGGGAGCUCUUAUUACCAAAUGGGGAAUCCUAUUCUGGGUCACUGCUGGGCAACAUACCCGAAGGUUCCGGGAAGUAUAGGUGGUCUGAUGGUUGUCGGUAUGAGGGUGAGUGGAGACAUGGGAUAACACAUGGGCAUGGGAAACUAGAAUUUCCUUCUGGUGCUGUUUAUGAUGGUGAAUUCUCAGGUGGUUAUAUGCAUGGUGAGGGGACGUAUAUUGGACCUGAUAAAGUGACAUACAGGGGCCGUUGGCGGUUGAACCUUAAACACGGUUUAGGAUAUCAAAUGUAUCCGAAUGGAGACAUAUUUGAAGGAUCCUGGAUUCAGGGAAUUCCUGAAGGACCAGGUAAGUAUACAUGGACUAACGGUAAUGUCUACUUUGGAAACAUGAAAGGAGGGAAAAUAUCGGGUAAAGGAACUCUCACUUGGAUUAAUGGAGAUUCGUAUGAAGGGAGCUGGUUUAAUGGUGCAAUGCAUGGCGUCGGUAUGUAUACGUGGUGUGAUGGUAGCUGUUAUAUUGGUACAUGGACACAUAGUCUAAAAGAUGGAAAAGGAACAUUUUAUCCUGGUGGUAGCAGGCUUACGGCUGGUCAAGAAUUGUACCUUAAUGCUUUGAGAAAACGAGGAUUACUGCCAGAUCUGAGAAAGCAAAAUCAAGUCUCACAUAUGCAUCAUGCUGCUUCAGUUGAUAUAGGAAAUGUCAAAGUAAGUGGUAAACUUCCAGAUAGCGACCUGUUAAAUUUGGGGCAGUCACGGCCGACAAAUGUUUCUCUCGAAAGACGAUGGAGUCUUGAAGUAGCCAUUGAGAAAGUUAUUGGACAUGAUUUAGAUGGAGAAAUGGAUUAUGAUAUGAGUGCUCCAAUUUUGGAAAGAGAGUACAUGCAAGGCAUCCUAAUAAGUGAGGUGGUCUUAAAUGAUCGCUUUUCACCACCAUCCAGAAGAGCCAGAAGGAGGCAAAAAAAACUUGUAAGGGAAUUAAAGAGACCAGGUGAAGCAAUCAUAAAGGGUCAUAGGAGUUAUGAUUUGAUGCUCAGUCUGCAGCUUGGGAUCAGAUACACUGUGGGGAAAAUUACACCUAUACAAAGACGAGAAAUACGGGAUGCAGAUUUUGGCCCGCGUGCUAGUUUUUGGAUGUAUUUUCCUAAAGGAGGAUCACAAUUGACACCUACACAUCAGUCUGAGGAUUUCAAGUGGAAAGACUAUUGCCCAAUGGUCUUCAGGAAUCUGAGGGAGAUGUUUAAGAUUGAUGCUGCUGAUUAUAUGAUGUCAAUAUGUGGAAAUGAUGCCCUUAGAGAGCUUUCUUCUCCUGGAAAAAGUGGCAGUGUAUUUUUCCUGUCUCAAGAUGACCGUUUCAUGAUUAAGACAUUACGUAAAUCUGAAGUUAAGGUUUUGCUGCGGAUGCUUCCGAAUUAUCAUAGCCAUGUCAGGACAUAUGAGAAUACUCUCAUCACUAAAUUUUUUGGACUUCACAGGAUAAAACCUUCCAGUGGACAAAAGUUCCGCUUUGUAGUAAUGGGAAAUAUGUUUUGUACGGAGUUGAGGAUCCACCGAAGAUUUGAUCUUAAAGGUUCUUCACUAGGACGAUCUGUAGACAAGGUUGAAAUUGAUGAGAACACAAUACUUAAGGAUCUAGAUUUGAACUACUGCUUUUAUCUAGAGCCUUCUUGGCGCGAAGCUUUAUUAAGGCAGAUCGAAAUCGACAGUAAAUUCUUGGAGGAACAGAACAUUAUGGAUUACAGCCUCUUGUUAGGUGUUCAUUAUAGAGCACCUCAACACCUACAAUCUCUCAUCUCGUGCAGUGGACGCACCACAACAGAUGGAUUAGAAAUUGUUGCAGAAGAAGAGUCUCUAGAGGAUGAAAUAUUGCCCCAGGGCCUUGUUUUGGUCCCUCGUGGGAGUGACGAUAGUGUCGUUGUGGGUUCUCAUGUCAGAGGCAGCCGAUUACGAGCGUCAUCAGCUACUGGUGAUGCCGAAGUGGACCUCCUCCUCCCCGGGACUGCAAGACUUCAGAUUCAGCUUGGCGUGAACAUGCCAGCAAGGGCGGAGUAUAUACCAAAGGAAGGUCAAACGCAGGUGUUCCAUGAAGUAUACGAUGUGGUGUUAUACCUCGGGAUAAUUGACAUACUGCAAGAAUACAACAUGAGUAAGAAGUUAGAACAUGCAUACAAAUCGAUUCAGUUUGAUUCUCUGUCCAUUUCUGCUGUUGAUCCAACAUAUUACUCGAAGAGGUUCUUAGAGUUCAUUCGGAAGGUCUUUCCUACACACGCGGUAGCAACUUAGGAAGAAUUCGAACACUUCCCCCACCUCAAACCCCCAAGCUGUUAACAUGGAAAUUCGUUUGGAACAUAAGAAUUGCUUUUAGCUCUUCUAAGGGGUGCCAGAGGAUACAUAUGUUGUUUGUAAUUUAUUGAAGAGUGUACAAUGCGGAUUACUGAUUUGUAGUUGAUAGCAUUGCUUUUCUUCGCGGGUCGUCGGAUCCAUAAUAUAAAGUUUAUAGAUUCAUAC
This is a messenger RNA of Capsicum annuum, 3487 nucleotides long. Its product is annotated as phosphatidylinositol 4-phosphate 5-kinase 9. The transcript is spliced from 9 exons. The record is from RefSeq and is a predicted model, not a curated record. Gene Ontology annotation, biological process: phosphatidylinositol metabolic process. Gene Ontology annotation, molecular function: ATP binding; 1-phosphatidylinositol-4-phosphate 5-kinase activity. Bases 824 to 3262 code for a protein of 812 amino acids. Lineage: Eukaryota; Viridiplantae; Streptophyta; Magnoliopsida; Solanales; Solanaceae.